Messenger RNA from Erinaceus europaeus (western European hedgehog), 1443 nucleotides. RefSeq names its product goosecoid homeobox (gene GSC). NCBI's taxonomy places the organism in Eukaryota, Metazoa, Chordata, Mammalia, Eulipotyphla, Erinaceidae. The record is from RefSeq and is a predicted model, not a curated record. Gene Ontology annotation, biological process: regulation of transcription by RNA polymerase II. Gene Ontology annotation, cellular component: nucleus. The transcript has 4 exons. Gene Ontology annotation, molecular function: RNA polymerase II cis-regulatory region sequence-specific DNA binding; DNA-binding transcription factor activity, RNA polymerase II-specific. Bases 492 to 1253 code for a protein of 253 amino acids.
CCCCAACUCCCUCCCCCUCUCGCUGAGCGAGCGUCCCUGCAUCACUUCUUGCUGGGCUGGGUUCCGGGACCGAGCCCAGCAGGCGGGAGGCCGAAGUGGGGACCCGGGACCCGCAGGCCUCAGAGAAGCGUUCCCGGCCGUGCACCCUUGGGUGCUGCGCCCCGGGACCACCAAGUGGCAAGGGUGUGUCCCCAGCUCCGGGACCUGCAGGGACUCUGGCUCCGCAAAGACGGGCGUGAGUUAAAGGCGCCCCCCGGAGCGGCGGGCCGGUCUGUCAUCUGCAUAACCAGGAGCUGCGCCCGGUGACGUCGGCUCCGUAUAUAACCGGCCGGGGCUCCGCGGCCGAGCGCGUCCUCCGGGCCAGGCGGGCAGGCGGCGCAGCGCGGGAGGGGCUGGCACCGCAUCCUGCUCCGCACCCCGCACCUUUGCGCCCCGCACCCCACCCUGCACCUCGCACCCCCGCACCUUUGCACCCCGCACCCUGCACGGGGAUGCCCGCGGCCAUGUUCAGCAUCGACAACAUCCUGGCCGCCCGGCCGCGCUGCAAGGACUCGGGGGUCCCGGCCGCGCCCCCCGCGAACGUCUUCCCGGGUCUGCACGGGGACCCGUUGUUCGCCGCCGGCGGCCCCGACUACGGUGCCUUCUACCCGCGGCCAGUGGCCCCCGCGGGCUCCGCGCUCCCGGCCGCGGUGGGCGGCUCCCGGCUCGGCUACGGCGGCUACUUCUACGGGCAGCUGCACGUGCAGGCGGCGCCCGUGGGUCCCGGCUGCUGUGGGGCCGUGGCGCCCCUGGGUGCCCAGCAGUGCUCCUGCGUGCCGACGCCCCCCGGCUAUGAGGGCCCGGGCUCGGUGCUGGUGUCGCCGGUGCCCCCGCAGAUGCUCCCCUACAUGGGCGUGGGCAGCCUGUCCCGCACGGAGCUGCAGCUCCUGAACCAGCUGCAUUGCCGGCGGAAGCGGCGCCACCGCACCAUCUUCACGGACGAGCAGCUGGAGGCUCUGGAGAGCCUCUUCCAGGAGACCAAGUACCCCGACGUGGGCACCCGCGAGCAGCUGGCCCGCAAGGUGCACCUCCGUGAGGAGAAGGUGGAGGUCUGGUUCAAAAACCGCAGGGCCAAGUGGCGGCGACAGAAGCGGUCGUCCUCGGAGGAGUCUGAGAACGCGGAGAAGUGGAGCAAGACGCCCUCGUCCUCCAAGGCAUCCCCGUCAGAGAAGAGGGAGGAGGAAGGUAGAAGCGACCUGGACUCUGACAGCUGACAGUGCCGCAGGCCUGGUGCCUGGCCCAGAGACUGGCACCCCUGCACUGGCUCCUUGGCCUCAGGAGGCCUGCGGGAGGGGAGCCUAAGGGGACUGUAAAUAGUGUACAUACACAGCCCCCCGCCCGGCCUGUGGACCAAGUGUCCAGGGUCCCCACGUAGUAUUUAUAGCUAAGUUAACGUUGACAAUC